CUUAAGCAGCUUAGCACCCUUGCUCCAGUUCAUUACCUGAGUGUCUUUGUGUCUGCUGUGUGGCUGAGAGCAUCCUGCCACCUGUACCCUCAGCAGGGACCCCAGGAGCCUCCCUCUCCCUCCAUCUCUCCCUCCCCAGCUCAGGCAGUGGUUUGCUCCGUGCAUCCAGACCUUGAUGUGAAGCUGCCGCUCGCUGGUGAAUUUUGGCCCCACCGUGCAAGGCCGGAGUCGUUCACCCGCACCCCACGGUGGGCCCGUCUUCAGGCAGGUGUUUGUUUUCCAAGCCUGGCAGCCAGUGCCUGUGGGAGGCAAGCGAUGCUGGAAGUGCUGUAGCUGAGCCGGAGAUGGAUGGUGUUGGCAGCAACAGGACCAUGUCUUACAGUAGAUGGAGUUACAACAGUGUUCUGGAUGAUGAGGGGAGCAGCCUGCGUCAGCAGAAGCUUGACAGGCAGCGAGCACUGCUAGAACAGAAGCAAAAGAAAAAGCGCCAGGAGCCAUUAAUGGUUCAGUCCAAUGUGGACAGUCGCACAAGAACACGCAGAACGAAACAUUCAGAAGAACAAGCACCAUUAGUUGAAUCGUAUCUUAACAGCAACAGCAGCACCAUAUAUCAUGCAGUGCAGGAGGCCGAACAGGAAGAUGUAAAGGUGGUAGUGGAUGCUCAAGCUGUGAAACCAACUAAAAAAACCAAGGCAGCAGCUGCGAGCUGUCAGACUGGCAGCACCAGAAAGGAGAAAAAAGGGAAACACAAAGGGAUUGAUGGCCCAGCUGCUUUCCAAGAUGAUGUUCAGAAGAUAGGAAGUCAGGUGCAGAUUCUCACUGUUAGACAGUCUAGCCAUGAUGAAGAUGAUGGAGAGAAAAUGGCUAGUGGCCAACAACAGCAGAGCAAACAAGAUCUUAGAACAGCAAUGCAGAAAAAAGAUCCCCAUGCAAAUACAUCUUGGUCCUCUUCCACUUCCCAAUCCAGUCUUGUCGCCCUGGAUCAUGUUCCUGGCGUUUCAAGCAGCAUGAAUUUUGAUGAGGAAGAAGAUGAGGAAGAUGAAGACAGCUCCAGUUCUUCACAGUUAAACAGUAACACCCGGCCUGGUUCUGCCACAAGCAAGAAAUCCAAUAAGGAAGCAGCCUCAGGCCCCAGUCCAUCUGCAAAUGAACCUCUCAUAGAUGUUGAUGACCUGGAGGAAUUUGCUGUAAGACCUGCUCCACAGGGUGUAACCGUCAAAUGCAGAAUCACAAGAGACAAGAAGGGAAUGGACCGAGGGAUGUACCCUACUUAUUACCUCCACUUGGAAAGGGAGCAUGGUAAAAAGGUGUUUCUGUUAGCUGGAAGGAAACGAAAGAAGAGUAAAACCUCUAAUUACCUCAUCUCCAUAGACCCAACUGACCUGUCUCGGGGUGGAGAGAGUUUUAUUGGAAAACUGAGGUCAAAUCUUAUGGGAACUAAGUUUACAGUUUAUGACAAUGGAGUAAAUCCAAUGAAGACAACAUCAAGCCUGGAGGCGAGUGUCCUGCGUCAGGAGCUAGCUGCUAUUUGUUACGAAACAAAUGUCUUGGGGUUUAAAGGACCUCGUAAAAUGAGUGUGAUCAUACCGGGAAUGAAUAUGGACCACGAAAGAGUUUCCAUAAGACCACGAAAUGAACACGAGACACUUCUUGCAAGAUGGCAGAACAAAAGUACAGAGAGUGUCAUUGAGCUGCAUAACAAAACGCCAGUCUGGAAUGAUGACACCCAGUCCUAUGUUUUAAAUUUCCAUGGUCGUGUCACACAGGCCUCAGUGAAAAACUUUCAAAUUAUUCACGAUAAUGAUCCUGACUAUAUAGUGAUGCAGUUUGGUCGUGUGGCUGAGGAUGUGUUCACCAUGGACUACAACUACCCAAUGUGCGCACUACAAGCCUUUGCUAUUGCCCUUUCAAGUUUUGACAGCAAGCUGGCUUGUGAGUAAAGGGGCAUGGGUGAGCAUCUUCUCAAAAGAAGCAGUUUGCCAUAUUCCCAAUUCCUGUGGUGUCACUUAUGGUCUGUGCUAAACAGGUCAGGGAAAAUGCAGUUGCGGAGGACCACUCUGUUCCUGAAGGAAAAGUAAAAGGAAUCUUCUAAAAAUUCAGGACAUUCAGGAAAUAAUAAAAUCCUUUUUUUUCUGUCAUAUUUUUCUGGAAGUGGCAUAAAGUUUCUGUAAAUAGAAGUUCUGUCUCAUGUCCUUGAUUAUGUUAUGGAGAUGUGCCAUGAUGUACUGUACCGUGGCUCUAGUAGCACCAUUAUAAUGGUGUCUUUUUUUAAUCCAGAAAGGGCGUGCACGCUCAAAAAAAUUUCUUUUUACUUUUAAGAAUUACUCCAAGGCUGCAAUCAUACCUCAAGGUUGCAUUCCUACAUCGACUAAUCAGAGCUUCACAUCCUCCAAUGUAAAAGAAAGAUCACAAAAAAAAAGAUGCACUUUUUGAAUUGCAAGGAUCUUGUGUAGGAUAAAGCCAAGUCUGAGGGUUGAAAACCUGUACUGGACUGAACUUGAUGUGUUGCUAUCGUAUAUGUACAAUGAGGAAUUUUAAUUGCAGUAGGAGGAAACGGAGAAGUAGAAAGCACAAAAUAAUGUUGCACAAGUCACUUGAAUUCUAAGUCGUAUUAUGUUUUAACAUGAACAUGCUUUUUAAUUGUUUUAAAUGAAAAUGUUUUUGGAGUACAGAAAAGGGAAAUGGAAAACCUGUAGAUGCCAAAAAAGCAUAACUUAUGUUGAAUUUGGCAUGUUGCGUGUUGGGAAUUUAUAUCGUUGUAUUGCUGUGGUAAUUCAAACACUUAUUUUGUAUAAAGUGAUAUAAACAGUUGGAUAAAGGCUCUCUGCGGAGAAUCUUACUAUGAGCAGGCUGUGUAAAGCUGAGGAAGGUAAAUGGAAAUAUUUUAUUAAAUUUGUUUGGCCUUUUGCAAUUUCACAAUUUGUUGAUUGCAUUUUUUUGAACUUUCAGCAACAACCACUUUUCAUAUUUAUUUCCCAUUGUAAGAAUGCUGAAAUCGAUUGAAAUUGUUUAUGUUGUUAUCAAAUGUAAAUGUGCCAGCUACUGAGCUAAAUCCUUCUGGACAAAUCUAGUUGUGCUGCAUACAAAUGAGACACUGGCAGGACACAGAAUACCUUAAAAUAGUGUGGAUUUUGUUUUGGGUUUUUUUUGUGUGAUUUAUUGGGAAUAUAUAAAUGAGUACCAUUUCAAAACACAAGCAAGGAACAACCCAUUCUCUUCUUUUCUCAUCUCUUCUGAACAUCUCAAAAGCCAAGAGCUGCAACUGAAAGCACACUGUAAAACACCUUUAAAAAUAAGUCUUUCUGCCAUUGUUCUGUACAAUGUUCAAAUAAAUGGCACAAAAAGUAGCAAAAUUUAUAUGUAGUUCACGGCAAGGAUAUUGAACUGUGAGUGGAGUGAAGAAGUAGUUGCAUUUUAUACUGCGUGUAUUCGAGUCCUCCUUUUUAAUAGAGCCUUGUAUCGCACAACCAAAGAAUAUGUAACGAGAAAAUGAGAUCAAAUCUGCUUGUUUCAUAGCUGUCUGUCCCUUUUUGACUAUAGGGGACUGUUCAUAAGAAGAGGUUGUGCCAUUUGGACUGUAUAAUUUCAACUAAUAAAAGAAAUAAGCUUUCUUCUUCCCAGUUGCCUUCAGGUCUCAUUCCUAGUAUAUAGACAAGGAAAACAGGCUCUGUCAUUCUGCAAGAAGCUUUUCCAUGCAGUGGUAUAAAACAGAAAAGUACCUUUUCUUUGAGAGAAAUGAGCAGUCAGGUCCCUCAAUGAGUGAUCAAAAUGAUUAGUCAUGAGCUGCAGUGAUACUUGAACACUGCACAUAGAUGCUGUUUCCCUUUGUACUUGGUGGCUUUCCACCAUUUCACAUCCCCAUUUGUGAUCUCACUGAAUUUUAACAGGGAGAGCCCUUAUGCCUUUGGUUACCUCAUAUUUAAAAACUAACUCCAAUGAUAACCAGAUUUUUUUAUUUAACUUAAGACAGAAAUUCCUACUGCUGGUGUUUAGGCAUGAUGUGGAUUUUAAGAACUCUGCAGCAUGUGAAUUACUGAAUCUGCACACCUUUAGUUCUGUGGCUUGCCAGUCAUACCUUUUCUUUAAAGCCUGAGAAAGUGGCACCUGACAUACUUUUCUGCCUCUCUGUGUACAGUACUAUCGAAGGAACUAAGUGUCUUGUGAUGCAAUUAUAUAAUCUGUUGGCUUUAGUAGUGGAGUUCAUUUAGGAGCGAUUAUUUUUAACACAGAUUAUAACAAUGGUCUGACUUGCAUUGUGGCCCCACAGGGAAUUGGCAUGAGAAGGAAGCCCAUGUGCAGUGAACUCCUGCACAGGGGUGAGAAUGAGGAGCUGGGGAAAGGCAGAGAAUUAAGCUUCUUGUGACAGUUUUGCUGCCAGCACAUUGUGUAACUUCACGCUAACUGUGUGUUCUUCCCAGGCGAGGUAUUUUUUUAACUUGUGAGCAUGCCAGGAGAAAAGUGAUGACUGAAAUUCCCAUCAUCUUAACAGAACCAUCCAGGGACAUAAGCCAACGUGCUGCUGAGGGAAAAAGUUCCCAUCGUAAAUUGAGGUCACUAGAGGGGGAUAUUAACCUGGGACUAAGAGGAAUGAAGAGCUUUCAUUAAAUCUGGUUCAGUUACAGUAGGAUUUGCACCUCAUGGCCUUUGCCAAUACCCUAGUUUGUCACUGUUGUGGAGCAAGGUAUUGGGUUCUUUUUGAUUUGCUUGACUAUCACCAUCUGUUCUGAAAGCAGUUUCUUUUAAUUUAGUAUCUAUAUAUAUAAAUUCUGAUGGAUACUUUCUGGUGAAGAGCACUACUGCAUAUCGGUGCAAGGUGAUAUCACAAGUGUUCCGGCACAUCUCCAAAUUUUGUUUUUCUAACAUGGUAAUAACCACAGCAGGUUCUAUCCUAACAUACAGUCAUACCUGAGUCCUCACAAAGUCCGAUUUUCCUCCAUGCCAGCACUGAAAUCUUGGCAGCAGUAUAUAUUUUCAGAGAUACAGGCAUACUAAAGUAGCCAAGAAGUAGUCAGUGGCACACUCAUAUUAGCAGUAGCUUCUGCAGGGCCUGUGUGUCAGUGUGCAACAAGGCAUAACCUUGUUUAGUUAGCGUGACAAAGAAUAUAAUGGCACUGAGCUGUGUGUUUCCUUCACAUAGUCCUAGCGAGUGUUUGGAUAGUGAAGAUAUAUUAUUAUUUAAAAUCCCAAUAUUGAUUAUUUUUUGCAUCUGCUGUUGAUUCUGGCAGAGAGUUGUAAACAAAUUCCUUGCCUGGAUUGCUUAUAGGCAAAUACUGCAUGCUUUAAUGAGAGUUCUUAAUCUAACUUGUCACUCUGUUUACAUCAAACAGUUUCUUCCUGGCCCUUUUAUCUAAUUUUCUUUAUCUCUGAUGUUCUCUGCCUUCUCAUUCUCCUCACAAUCCCUUUAUCUUUCAAGGAUGUGCAACUCAAAAGUGUUUAUUUUGACAAUAUUACUCGGUGAUCUCUUCACAGAUGAAUAAAGCCUUCGGUGCACAUCCAGCGAUGCUCCUACAAUCAGAGGGGUGACUUUGGCCCUUUGGCUUUUCAGCAGAGUAAAUUAACACAUUAAAAGGUAGCAGAUAAAAAAUCUUGCCUAAAAUAUAAUCAGAAUUUUUCUCCGUAAACAUUCGAUAACCAGAGUUUCCAAACCAUUGGUUGCAAAUCAGUGAGCAGAACUGUCCGCAACCCCGGAGGCAGACUGCUAGACAGAUUCCCUUUGUAGUGCAUUUCAAUACACUGAAAGUGAUUUUGUAAGCUCAAGUGUGUUGCUGCCCUGAAAUAGUCCAUUUUUUAGAAGGUAGACAUCACUCCACUAUCUAGUAGAAUAAUAUACGGCACAUAAAAUAAUAAUGUCGUAGGCCAUCGUUAAGAAUUCUGAUGCUAAGAAGUCUGUGUGAGUGGUUUUGUAAUAAUUACUGGGCCAACCUCUCACUGAUCAAGUUGCCAUACAAUAGGACUGGAGAUCCCAGCUGGCUGUCCUCAUGAGGUACUAGAACUGAAGGAGCUUUACUGAAAAGGGCUCUGUAAUAAAAUCUAGUAGCUGCAUAAUCAAAAAACAUUAUUGUGGAAUCAAAUGACACCACAGAGUUUAAUCAGUCAUGGUGAACCAAUGCCAUAAAUUUGAACUUUCUGGGGUUUUGCUCCCUUUUGAUGAACAAAAGGAAGGACUUUGUUUCAACAAGCAGAAACAUCAGUGAGGUCUCUAAAAGUACUAAGCAUUAGACCUACUUUUCUACCCAUAAAAAUCUUACCCCUACCUGAGUGCUGCCCAAGAAGGAAAUCAGUUUGGUCCUUAGUAUAGAAAAUCACUCCCAGUUCUUAUAUCUUAGCUUUUUACAAAUCUCAUUAUUAAUUUAUUACUGAUUUCACAUAGGGAUAAUACAAGGAAAGCAAGCAAGUUCUUCCUCUGAAGAAAUGAUGACUCUAGACUAGCAUCAGAAUAUUUUGUCUUUGAUUAUUUUAGCAGGAUAGAGCAUUCACUGGUGUUUCUGACAGUUUCUCCUGAUGUGUGGCAGGUGUCAGAAGGAGGAUUUUGGGAUUGAUCCUGUGGUGUUCUAACUGGUUCCCCAUAACAUCCCAUUGCUCUCCUAAAAUAGCUUUUGCAAGGUAUUUCCUGCAUUAGGGACACAUGUGCUCAGCAAUAAAAUAUCUUUGCUUGGCAAAUAAAGACAGAACAUAGUAUAAAAUAGCAGUCGCCUUUAUUAGAAUUACAGGCUGGUGAUUCUUGGGUUUCUCAAAUGAAGGUAGUUUUAUACAUCUAAAUCUUGUGCUAGAAUCAAUUCAGCUGUAGAUGCAGGCUUCUCUUAGAUAUGCUACUUAAUGAAAAUUGGUUUCUGCUGUUCUUCAUGUAUGACAUUUACCUUCCAAGGUUAUGCUUUGUAAGGUUUUGAAAUUAAUUAUUUAGAUAUUUUUCAGGGUUGUUUUGUUGUUUAACAAGGAACUAAGAAAAGAAUUUCACAUCUCAAUGUUUUGGUAUUGUGCUGUGAACUAUAGCUCAGUAGCUGAUACUCACAAAUGUAUAUUGGAUGAAAAAGCAUUAAACUUAUUUUAUAUGUUGUAUUUUAUUUAACUGCCUAGAAAUUUUAUAUUCCUCUUUUUCAGUUUGGGUAUGUUAAUCCAUACCUUCACUGAGAAGGCUUGAAUUAACUGGCUGUCUUGAAACUGUUUAAUGGAACCAGUACACUGUUUUGCUUAACUGCUUCAGGAAGAGGACAAAAAAAUUAUGCUUGUGUUUUUGAGAAAAAAAAUCCCCUUCCUAUUCACUUUAUAAUUGGAUUGAUCAAUAACACUGAAAGCUUAUCAUGUGGUUUUCUUGAAGUCCAUAAUGGCAGUUUGAAAACUACUCUUGAUAAAAACUUGCUAGCAUGUGAACCUGAAUAAAUCCUACUUGAGAAUCAGAACCUAGCAGGUACCAGUGAAUACUCCUGCAUCUGUUCUGUGCAUAGGUACUGCUUGCAUGCAAAAAAAGUCCUGAAGAGUCACAAAUUUGAGUUAAAAUCAGCCUAACCUUUUAGGCUGACAGCUGUUAGAACACAGGCCUGGGGAUCAGAUCACCUGGGUUUUUAUCCCAACUGUGUGACUUUGUGCAAAUUCUGUAACCUAUUUGUGCCUCUGCUCUGAUGAGUUGAAUGGAAAUAAUAGGUUUUGACCUGUCUAAUGUCCCUGUUGUGCUGAAAGCCUUCUCAGGAGUGUUUUGAGGCUGGUGGAUGGCAGGUGGUGUUGGCAUGCCAAGUACCCUAUUUAAUUCUCACUGAAGGAACUACAUUAAUAUAUGAACCGGUUUCUGACACUUAUGUGGAAACUGAAUACCUUACCAAUCUCUUAAGAUAAAAUCUUGACACUGUUGAAUUCUAUGGAAAUAUUGUCAAUGAUUUCAGUGAGGCUUGAAUUUUUUUACCAUGUGACAUUUUUGGUCAUUAAAUGUGCAGAAAAAACAGUAAGGACAAACCAUCUGAUACACUUUUUCUUCUCACAGUGAUGAAUUAUUGGUUGUGUUUUAGUUUGCACCAUCAGUUGUUUUAAAACUAUUAUUCAUGGACACAUUGCAGUGGUUCCAUUUAUGCAACUGCCUAUUUAUGCUUUUAUGUAGCAAACUGAGACACUUGGCGAUUGAGCUGCAAAUUGCCUUUUUGUACUCUCGUUAUUUUUUUUUUUCUUGGAUGUGACUCAGCUGUUCACAACUGUUACCGCAGACUUUGACUCCGUCACGCACAUCUGAUUUAAAAACAAUGAGUCUCAUGACUACCUUUAUACUUGGAUGGGAUGUUUACAAUACAGUCUCUUUCUCACAGUUGACCCUGUAUCUGUGGCUUCUUACUGAGGUUAUCCCAGUUGGCACAGUGCCAUUAGAAGUAUCACUAAUUUAUAAAGUGAACUCUCACAAAGUAACAGAAUGUAAUUUAUAGACAUUUUAAUGGAUUUUAACAUUAAAAGCUAGCUGAUGUUAGUACUUACAGAUUGUGUGAAAUUACAAGAAUAUUAUUUGUUGAAAAUUUUCUUUCCUUAAGUUGUCUUGCAGUUUGAGCUCUCUUUUAAGCAGUAAGCUGAUCCUGCACCUCCCUCUCUGAAAGCAGAAUGCAGUUUGGCCUAUGCAGCCUGCCAGACUUUGGCUGCAGGAAUCUGUCAGUGUGAUUAGGACACAGUGAGCAAUGGGAUUUCCAAAGUUCUUAUGAGAGUGCACUUCCUAAUUCUCUUAGGCACUCUCGGACAUCAUGUAAGGAAUCAUGUACCUUUUCUGUGUUGACUUAGCAAAUAACAAUAGGAAUAUUUUCACUCCCUUUGAUUUUUUUUUUAAAGGCCAUGCUUACUAUUUAGGCAAGUGUAAUUUUAUCAGAUGUUUAGUCUUUACAUCUUGGAAAAUUAUGUUAUGAGAUUGCUUAAUUUGCCAGUGCAGAAAAUCUCACAAGUACACAAAACCAGAGUGUGUUCUGUGACAGUUCUUCAUGCUGUGAAGUUCAGUUUUGAAAAAACUGUGUGAGCUCUGGCCCCUUCUAGCAGAAGGUUUUCAUUCCAGACUGAGAGCAUCAGAAGAUAACCCACUUAUUACCAUCCUGUUCUCUUCCUUAGGGAGAAUUCCUGUCCUUAGUGACUAGAAAUAGAACUAUAUUGAUCCUGAUGUGUCUUGAAACAUUAUGGUAUUGCUUAGCUAUUUUAAAAACAUUUUGAAAGGUGUAGUUUGAGCUCAGAGAACGUAGUCUUUGAAGUAGCUGUAGGUGUACCAAGUUGAAUUGGUUGAGAGGCAGCUGCCUUUUCCAGCAGUUUCUUAGUUGACAUAUGAACAGUGCUUGAUAGUCUUGCUGGAAAAAAUGUAACGUAGUUAUUAUAAUAUGCUUUCCUUGGGGUUUGCCUUAUAAUACCCCCUUUUUUUUUUGUACACUUAUUUCUGGAGGUCAGUACCUCUGGUGUGAAAUACAGACAGAGCAGUGUUUUCUACUGAAGUCUCUGCCUCGUUUUCUGCUGCCUUACAUGUGGAGAUUUGAUAUUUGAUACUAAAACCAGAAACUUUUCAUCUAUUAAAAAAAAAGGGUUUCUAGGCAGAAUCAUUAGCUUUUAGUGCUGUGUGCCUGAAUUGACAGAGGGCCUUUUGCCCAACCAAGAAUCUUACUUCUAACAGAGAGAGUAGUGUGUGCUACGAAACCUCCUGUGAUACUCUAUUGCAUCCUACAUCUGUGACCCAGCAUUAGGACCUGGUCCAAAGAUGCAGCCCUUUCACCAAAAGGGCACCGCUUUCCUUUUGUGGGGGCAUUCUGUUGAUACUUAUAAGCUUAUUGCAGUAUCUUCCAUCUUGGGGCAAAUCUGUGAUUAGGUUAGUAAAUACCAGCCUUAACAAACAACCACAAACUUAAAACACUUCACGAAGAUGCUACACAUCAGCUAGUAAAGCCUUACAGGAGUCCAGGAGCAGCAAGUAAGUAGUAUUAUGCUUUUCAUGGCAGUAAAGCUAUGAUUUGCAGUUUAUAAAAGCAAACAGAUAAAGAGUUAUUUUUAGAGCUGGCACUAGAACUAAGUUCUUAGUCCCUAAACCUGUCUUCUAGCUAUUGCCAUGGGUGGCCAACUAGUAGGCAGAAGGUCUCUUCUUUAGAACUUCAUUGUGAAGACUAAACUGUUUCACUUCCGUUUGGAACACUGGAAAACCAAACUGCGUUACUACAGAGAGUUCUCAUUAGGCUGUUGACAUUACACUGAAAUCAAGUUUCAUGCAUAUUAAUUUGAGGAUGGCCCAGAACAAACACGAGGGUGCUGUGCAAUUGUCAGCAACUCAAAAGUUUUCCAGCAGAUAACUUCAAUCAGGCCCACUGAGUUUAGUUUUCCUUAGUAAAAAAUACAGUGGACUACAGCAGUGAUGCUUAUUCUUACAAGACCUGUAACAUCUUAAAAAGCUGAUUGUGGAACCUGGCUCUUUAACUACGGUGGAUUUUCAAGAGUUACUGAAUUCAGUGACAUUCUGACAAGGUGUUAUUGUUGGUUUUCUUUUUUUUUUUUUAUUAAAAAAAAAAGCUUUUUUUCCAAAAGCACUGGUUGUUCUGUCUUUUGGACUACAUAGCACAAGUACAUGAGCAUGAAUUCCUGCUUGGUAUCACGUCAAAUACUUUCUUGCAGGUGGCAGCUGCUUUUCAAGCUUCUUAGUAGUCUGUGUUACUACCGCUUUGUUUUACGCUCCCUGAUCUUUUUCCCAUCUAUAACUUUCUCUUGUUUCAAACAUGUGCAGGUUUUUCCGUAUGGGGACACUCUAGAAAGCUAAGUCAGUAAAACCUAUAAGGUUAAUAUCUGUCAAUUAAAGUGUGUUAAAUCCCUGUGUAUAUGUUCUCAUUUUGAAGUAGGCUGUCCUUCAAUUCCAGUUGCAUAAUCCUCAGCAGGGGUAUUCAUCACAUUGUGUAGUUCAAGGUUGUUGGUGAAUUUUAAAGCGCAGAAUAGGUUUCUGAACAAGAGAACAGAUGUAAAGGGAUUCAUCUUUCCAUGUUCUCAGUGUGGCGAUACUUACAGUACAGCAUUUCUAACAGUUACUCCUUGACCUGUACUUACAAAGCUCAGCACUCACACGCUAGAGGCCAUGUUUCUGAGGUUCUCUUUUUCUACCGCAGUGUUUUUCAGCCCUCUCUGAUUUAUUAACACCAGUAUGAUGAAUUUAAGCUUCCUGACAACAGUGUGCUUUCUUCUUCGGAUUUUGUGGAUUCCAGGAAUCUGGGGACUGUAUGCAAAAAGCAAGUGGCUUACUAGUAUAGCAGAGCAUGAUGCUAAGAGCACGGUAUAAGUUAUGUAGUAUAACUAGUUUUAUUUUUACAAUGCCCAUCAGAGGUAUGCUUGUUCCCCAGGAAGUAAUCUUUUUUUCCUCUUUUUCUUCUUCAUUUAUAUCUGCCUGGAUCUGGAGGAUGAGAGCCCCUCUUAGCAUUCAUGCAAGCAGCCACCAUAUAAGAAAAACACACACAACGGGUUUAUUACAGACGGGUUUAUCACUAAGCAAUGCAACUAUUAUAUGCUUACUGUCAUCCCACGCUGUAACAGCGCAUGUUUUUCCCUGUGUGCUGUUUCCUACCCUGUGUGCUUGUCACCAGUCAGAGGACACAGCUGCAGAAAUGUACAUGGAAGCUUAGCAAAGAAACUGCAGAACCGAAGCCAUUAAGAUAAGCUCUCCUAAUACUGAAGAAAGAGCUCCUCCUGAAGGCAAAAACUGGGACCUGUGGCUCUUUAAGUGAUUGGAACUUUUCAUGUGUCUGCAUUGCAUUUAAGAAGGUAACACUUUUUAAUUGUUACUUGCACUAUACUGAGCCCUAAAUGCUGAAAAACAAAGUGUAGACCCUGAGCAAUGACAAUAGGGUGAUUUCUUGCUGGAGAACUGGCAUGCUGCUUGGCAUCGCUAAGAGUGAGUAAUGGAUUUCAGUAUUGAUGCACUAUGAUGGUCAUUGCUUAUGUUGUGUUACAUUGGUAAGAACUCUGCCCAUUACAUUUGUUUCUCUUCUAAACAGCUUGAUUUAUGUGCAGGUUUCUUCAUUAUGACUUUUGCACCCAUUUAUUUCUGUUUAGGCUAAUCCAAAGCCUGCUGGUAAAACUGAAAGUUCUUUAUCUUCUUGCGUCUCCAUAACACUACACUUGUGUGUUGCUGCAAGAGCCUUAAUGUCUUCUUGUCUUAGUUUAAGAGUGGGCUUAUCUGGAUCUCAAAAAUAGCUGGAUUUUCAGUGGGAUUGAUCCCUGCAGUGAGUCAGUCCGUACCCCGUGAUUACAAAACUGGGAGGUUUGUUUCUCCUUUUUGGACAGUUUCUAAUGCCUAAGAGUAGGGAAAAGAGAAAAAAUAUCUGUGGGGGAUGUUUUGUGAUUUGAUACAUCUUUAGGAGUAUUUCAGAAAGUAAAUACUUUGGAAGUGUGUAUUUCCGAGAUUUCCUAUUAGACACUGAACUGGUUUUGCAUUUCCCAACAUUGUCUUCAUCCAACUAACAAAAGUCUGAAAGAUCCAGUGUUUUGGAACACCUGUAGAAACAUCCAUUUUAGAAUGUCUCGGGGUUAUACCUGCCUGUAAAGAGAAAUACACCUUUGUUUUUUAUUUACUUAAAUAUUGAGAAAUAGAAAAUAUAGGUGCUACGUAAAUGUUUCUGUCCCCAUAAAAUGAAAAAGCCGUUUAGUUUGGGGUUUGGUUAUUUUUUUUUUAUUCACACAGUAAACAUCAUCUAAUUCAUCUUCUUUGCCUUUCUUAAAUAAAACACUGAUAUACAGUAGAAUUCGAGUAUGUUAUAGUGUAGAUUCCCUUUACAUUAUAUAGGUUUAAAGAGUGGAAAGUAUCAAACUGACAAAAAAAGUCCUAAUUUUGAGAACUAAUAUUUAACCAGUCAUGUUUUUUCAUAAUGCCUGUAAUAUGUUACGCUUGUUUGCACACAACUGUCUUGACCUGUUUUGAGUAGUUGAGCACCUCAUUUUUGUUCAGACCUAUAUGGAGUUUUAGAUAAACCUGCAAGAAUGUGCUUUUACAAAGUAAAUUUUUUUUAAAGAAACUCUUUGGUAUUCUGGAGUAAAUGUAUUUAUUUAGAAGUAUGUGCAAUGACUGAUUUUUGUAUUUUCACAUGAUUUACCUUGCAUAUAUCAUAGAGGUUCUGGUGUUUGUCAAUACAGAACACUGUGCAGAAAUAUUAAACUUAAUUUGUUUGAAACAACUCUGUCUUUCCCUACCCAAAGUCGCAAACACUUAGAUAAAUUACCUACACAGAAUAUGGAGUUCAAUUAACAUAAGGAGUUUCCAGUGCUGUUUAAACUGUAUUUUUACCUUUAAUGCUAAAAUGAAUUCAAAACGAAACACGUAACCAUAGAAAAUUAUACCGUCAGUCCUGACUUCAUCUGAUCUAUAGUCAUUUUCAGCCUGUAGAUUUUAUCAAACUCUGAGCUCAAAGACUCCAAAUUGGUACACACUGUAGAAAUACCCCUUAACAAUUUUCACGAAGAGGACAGUGGGAUUCCUGAUAAACACCAGCUGAGCAAAGGCCCAGUUGUUUGCUGCCUUAGGUCUCUGCUGUCUGAAAAUCGUGUCCCAUUCCUGCUCCCUCGAUGCUGUUUGCUGGGAGCUAAACCAGCUGUUUCCCAGUCUAGCUGUUGUUAAGGACUCAAUGUUUAGCCUACUACCAAAAUUAGUGCAGGAUGAUGCAGGAGAAAAGCAUCCGUCCUCCCCAGCUCUGACAGAGACAACUGAUUUGAACCAUAGCCAGGUUAGACAUCAGAAAAUUUUCUGGCUACAUGGCUAGUGAACUUUGACACAGACCUUUUUACCUGGGAAACUUUCAGUAACAGGAGACUAAGGGUUGAGUUUUGCAUAAUCGUGCAUUUUGAUGUGUGGUUGGUCACAACAGCAGUUACUGGCAGAGAGUACUAUCUGAGCCACCUUGGGAAGAUCACUGAGAAAAAUGAGCACAUUGUCAGGUACCUGUUUGCUCUCUAGGAUUUUUUGCCCCCCUGAAAAACUAGUGAAGCUCCAAAGCUGAGAAAAAUCACUUGACUAGGCCAACCUUUCAAGCUGUAUUUGUAGAUGAGAUCCUCAGUCUGUCUCAUCUAUUGUUGCAUUCUUUUGCUUUGAAAUACGUGGUUGGUAUAAAACCAUUGAAAAAUAGAUCAUUUUCUAACUCUUACCUGGGUUCUCUUGUCCAAUGUUUGUGAUACACGAGGUGAGUAACAAUAUUUUUAUUAGGAUUUGCAAGUAAAAAUCAUUUAAAUAAAGGAUUAUUGCACUAGGUUGUUCUGUGACCUUGGAGUUAAUUGCAAUAUUCUUAGUUACCUGCAAAAGGAAAGAAUCCAACAGAUGAACGCUAAUUGCUAAUGCAAUAAGUUAGAUCAUUAACUUCUUCAUAUUUAGUGUUAGCCAAAUACUAUUUGAUAACUAAUCCUCCCUACAGUACUUUUGGGACUAGCACUGAUCUUAAACUUUGUACUUUUUCUUUCUGACUCCAUGGAAUGCCUGAAAUGAUCUGUAACAUUAUCAAAUAUCUGGGACGAAUUAAGCAUUUUUGCAGGUUUUUCAAUCUAGUUUUUAUCACUUAACACACGAUGUUUCUUUUAGCUUCAAUAAAAACCAUACCUGUUUAAUUUGCUAGGUGGGAAACACUGUAAGUAAGGAGCACGUGCUUUUAAUUACACUGACUGCUUCCACUGGGGUCCACCUGUGCUUCUACAGCUUUUUUCCAAAGUUCCAGGUUUGCUGACAUUCUGGCCUAGGAUUUUGAUUUACUUACUUAAUAGAAGUUCCUUGAGAAUCCUGAUUUUAUUCAGAUACCUUCUUUUUCAUAUUAGGAAUGCUCUCUGCUAAAAGUGAGCAAUUAAGAAUGCUGGACAUGCCGGUGAGAUGAUCCUUUUCUAAAAUGCUUAUCUAAAUUGAAAUUUCUGUCUGAGGGGGAAAGCUGAAGCAAAGAGAGAAAAGGAAGCAUCAUAUAAACAGGAGGAAAAUUAGUUUGAAGGCUGCUGGUAAGCUGCUCUAUGAGGUGUGGCUGGCUACAUUCUGAGGGCACUUACUGGUACCUGGCGUGGGCUACGAAGGCAAUUGAGACCUCAGGAUUGAGCUGUUGAGCCUCUCUGACACCACACAGUCAGCCUGCAGUACUCUCGUUUUCUCCUGUUGGUGCUGCAAAGAAAUACGAAGCCUUUAAAUGGAGUCCUUACAACCAGUCCCUGUGUUAGCAGGACAAAGCGCAUUAGGUUUUCAUUUUGGUUUGGUUUCUUUUCCACUACUGCCACGAUAGAAUUAUCUCGCACUCCAGUGCAGCGAGUGCUUGAUUUGUCUGUGGGGACCGUAUUGGCCCUCAAUACUAACAGACAGCUGAAUUCUGUAGUUGUGUAUGCUAAGGGGCCUGGAAAGAAGUUCUCGACUUUUACUUGUCUGCCAAAAAUUAUCCUUCAGAAAGGACCAUAGGAGGGUGGAAAACAGCAAGGUCAAAAAACAAGCUGGAUUUAGGAAUUGAACUUUUGUUAUUAAUUGUCACACUAAAUUGUGACAUAAACGAAUUGCGACAUAAAUGAAUUGUUUGAUAUUUCUCUCACUGAUACAAGGAGUGUGUAACCUCAGUGCCAAGCGGAACAGCUCCGAAGGACAUGCUGAUUGACACCUGUAAAUAGCCUGCUGGUUAGGCCACCUUCAGACACCAGCUGAGGUUGAGGAUCUUUGCUCCACACCACAGUGUGAGGAUUUAGAAAUGCCUCCCAGCACUGUAGCGAGGGCCCUCAGGAGUACAGCAGCCUGCCUGUAUGGAACAAUAAAAUCUGCGUAUCUGUAUCUUCAGUGCUGUAUCAGAGCCUGGUCAAGCUGCUCACUCGGUACAGAAACACUGACCAUCAAAAGGCCAAUGAAAACAUUCAUCUGUAUCCCAUGUUUGUGGAUGAAAGACUUUUAGGAGUGUUUAAAUAGUGAGAGCAUUGUUCCAGGAACAGAGGGAGGGAGGGAGGGACGGAC
Messenger RNA from Cuculus canorus (common cuckoo), 15910 nucleotides. It is a transcript of the gene TUB, whose product is annotated as TUB bipartite transcription factor. NCBI's taxonomy places the organism in Eukaryota, Metazoa, Chordata, Aves, Cuculiformes, Cuculidae. Gene Ontology annotation, biological process: protein localization to cilium. The transcript is spliced from 13 exons. Bases 345 to 1940 code for a protein of 531 amino acids. The record is from RefSeq and is a predicted model, not a curated record. Gene Ontology annotation, cellular component: cilium.